This is a messenger RNA of Boeremia exigua, 2569 nucleotides long. RefSeq lists its product as uncharacterized. The transcript is spliced from 2 exons. The coding region runs from base 459 to 2354 and encodes 631 amino acids. Lineage: Eukaryota; Fungi; Ascomycota; Dothideomycetes; Pleosporales; Didymellaceae. The record is from RefSeq and is a predicted model, not a curated record.
GGCGGCCUCGGCCGUGAUGAUGGAUCCAAAUAUAGAGCAGGAGAGGUUCGUGGACAUAUGAUGCCAGCGUGGGAGGUCUUGUAAGUGUAUCGUUCGCUCUCCGUCAAAAGGAGGAUAUUUGGGUUAGCGACAUGUGCGAAUAUCAUUACUGUUUGAAUUCGGUACCCCAUGUGUCAGUGUCUGUCGGAAUGUGGCCCAAAGCCACCUCGUGGUCGGCAAGGCGGAGGCCCCACAACCGUUGAUGAUCUUCACGCACGAGGCGCACGCUGAUGCAAGCCAAGUCGACUUAGCGUCGUUUGUCGCGUUGCUCUUUGAGAGCUGCGAACGUCGAGUUUCAGUCACCAAUCGCCGACUUCUGUCUUCUGACGCACGUUCUUGACACAUUGCCUCUUUUGUAUAAUCCUUCACAUCUAUAACGUGCGCAUUGCGAGUCCUACCCGUGGGCGAAUUGAGGCACGAUGGCCGACUACAACAAGCUGACAGUCGCGCAACUGCGACAGCUGCUGAAAGAUCGAGGCAUACCGAGCACCGGGCUUUCGCGGAAAGCGCAAAUCAUCGAGAAGCUUGAGGAGGAAGAUACUGCUGGUACUGAAGUAACCGAGGCAGGCAAUGCGACCGAAGAUGCUGCACAGGAGUCCGAACCGGCUGAAGACAAAAGCUCAGGGGAAGAUGACGUGCCCGAUCCACCACUUGAAGAAGCUGGAGAACCCAAGCAAACAGCCGCCGAGACCAAGGCAGCGGCAGAGCCCGCGCCUGUGCCUGCGCCGACAGCCGAUCGCUCGCCGGAAACGAUUUCGCACAUCGAUAGUGACAUGCCACCGCCUGACGAGACUAAGGCGAUUGAAAGACCGGCGGAGGACACUACAGCGGAGGAAGAAGCUGGCGGCCUUCAGCCUACGGAAGUCUUCAGACCUGCGCCUGCGGCGCCCGAGGACGACCAAGUUGGACCGCACAUCACCGAACCUACAGAUGAGGAGGCCGAGAUCGAUGCGAAAGGCGAGAAAGCAAAAGAUGCAGAAGGCGAGCUUCCUGAAGCUCCAGGGCCGGCCGCUGAAACUUUGAGACUUGCGCAGCCGGAGCAAGAGACGCCAGCAGAGACGCAAGACACAGCUAUGGAGAUGGGGACACCUUCCCCAGCGCCGAACGAGCGGGACACUGUCGAGAAGCCAGAGCUAUUGCCGAUACCGGAGAGGUCGACAGCAGAAACUUCGAGACUCAACACCGAGGAGCUGGAGGCGGAUACAAAGAAGAGGAAGAGAAGGAGUAACUCGCCAGACCUCACCGCGAAAGAAGCUUUGGCAAAGAAGCUCCGACUGAGUCAAGAGCCAGUCCAAGACGUCUCCUCUAACGACGUAGUCAUGGAGCAGCAAAGACCUGAGGACUCGCCCUCCGACCCUAAGCAGGACAAGAAAGAGAAUCUCGACCGAUACAAGGACCUCCUCCAACCCACCUCCAACCCGCCCGCCGACACCCUCACUGACGACCGCCCCACCAUCCCCGCCAUCCACCCCGUAACCCCCGCCCUCUACAUCCGCAAUCUAAUGCGCCCCCUCCGCCCCUCGCAACUGCACACGCACCUCACCGCGCUCGCCACCCCACCCUCCAGCACCCCCGACCCCACCCUCCUCCCCACCCUCUUCCUCGACGCCAUGAAAACCCACGCCCUCGCCCUCUUCACCUCCCCCACAGCCGCAUCCCGCGCCCGCGCCGCCCUGCACGCCACCAUCUGGCCGCCCGAAGGCAACCGCAAAGAACUGUGGGCCGACUUUGUCCCCGCCGACGACGCAGCGCGCUGGAUCGCCGUCGAGGAGGCCGCGCAGCGCGCCGAGAAAGACGCGCGCGCUGCGGGCCGCCCGGCGCCGAGCGCCCGCUUCGAGGUCGUGUACACGACUGCCCCGCACGGCGUGGUUGCGCAGCACCGCGAGGUCGGGGCCGGGGCGCCUGCGAAUGCGCCGCGCGGGCCGCGCGCGGACGCGCCGGUCCCCGUCCCCGUUCCGCCGCCGGUGGCCGCGAAGGAGGCGAAAGAUGCAGCCCCGUUUCGCACGCUGCAUGAGUUGUUCGAGGCGACGGUGGCGAAGCCGCAGUUGUUUUUCCUGCCGGUCGGGGAUGAGGUUGCGGAGCAGAGGCUCGAGGAGCUGAGGCGGGAGACGAGUCGGGAGUGGGAUCCUGAGGCGGUGCGAAGGGGGAGGGGAUUGGUCGGGGAGGUCAAGUACAGGUAUUGUUUUGAUGAUGAGGGGAGGGUUGUUGAGGGGAUGGUUGAGGGUGGGGAUGGGAGGGGGCGAGGCGGCGGUGGGUUUCGGGGGAGAGGCGGUGGGGGGUGGAGAGGUAGGGGCGGUGGCGGGUGGAGGGGGUAGGGGUGUGUAUGGCUUGCGAGAGAGGAAUAGGUUGAGAUUGGUAGCAGUUCAGAAAGGAAAUGCAUCGAUCCACUGUGUUUCUGGCCGUGCGACCCAAUUCUUUGAUCACUAUGAGUCGACCGACGACCUACGCACCGGAGCAGAGACUGAACACACUAUUUCUCAACACCAGUCACGACUGCACGCGCACCACCGUCGCCAUACUACCACAUAUC